AUGUCGUUCCCCGUGUGUCGCUGGCUUCUGCUUCUCCCCGAAAUCGUCCAGGCACAUGGUGUCUGCCCUCUGCUCGACCCUGCCUACCAGGGCACCGAUACACUCCAGAGAUGGCUCGAGUUAUCCCAGUAUCGCGACGGCUUUGACCGCUAUGUGAACCAGACACACCUUCGGUCCAUCGAGCGCGACCACAAGAGCUUGCUGACCGUGUUCAACCAAAAGAUGGAUUCCCUGUUGAGCGAGACCUGUCAAUUGUCGAUGGAAAUGAUCGAGGACAUGGUCUCCAAGCACAAGCGCGGCAAGCACUAUCGAGCAAAGAAAGACGAGCUCAUACGCACCUUUGGGGUCGUCCAUGAAUUCACUGGCCUUGAUGUCACCACACUCCUUGGCGUCCGCUCCAUCAUUGUUCCGUCCUCUGGCAUCGAGCCAGACGCGCAUAUGAAGGAGAUGCUUGACGCGUUGCUCGACCAGCAGUAUCACAUUUUGCAGGAGAGGAACCACGUCAUGUCGAUACAGAAGGGAUGCGAGAUAGAGCUCGAAAAACUCGAGGCCGGGGGAUUCUGCUUGAAUCAGCACCAGGGCCGCUAUUUCAAGCGCUGGACACAGCUCUCGCUGACACAGAAACUCGAGCGCAUAUCCGCCUUCUACCAGGGCAAUAUCCCUGCGCCACACACCGAUCGUUCCUGCCUGGAUACGGCCGAUAUCAAGUGGAACUCCAAGCUCGGUAUCAUCGAGUCCAUCGCCAUACCCGAGACAGCGCCCGGGGAAACCACACCGCCUCCGAAGAAGAAGCGCAAGACCACCAAGACCAGGACCGCUGUGGUAGAUGCCGCUGCAGCACUCACCGGCACCAAUACGAUCGUCCUGGGCAACAAUGAACUGGCCAUGCAGAAGAAGGCAGAAAUCCGCAAUGUCAACGAGAUCCUACUGUGGUGCAUUCUCCAGGGUCUGGGCAUCGACAAGGCCGCUCCAAAGGUCGAACCAGAGUUCCGUGCCUAUGCCCAGAAGGUCUACACAAAGAUGCGCAACGCCAUCAUCAAUCGAAACAUCCAGGACGAGUGAAUGAGUGUGUGGGAUCAAGCACCGACUGCGAUUGCGUCUGUUUGUUUUUUUCUACACCCAUUGGUAUCAAUACACCUCAUGUCCCUCACUCCACCC
Molecule: messenger RNA, 1158 nt
Organism: Polychytrium aggregatum
Lineage: Eukaryota; Fungi; Chytridiomycota; Chytridiomycetes; Polychytriales
Exons: 1
Coding region: 1-1062 (353 amino acids)
Source: RefSeq, a predicted model, not a curated record